Messenger RNA from Nanorana parkeri, 1373 nucleotides. Its product is annotated as natural cytotoxicity triggering receptor 3 ligand 1-like. The coding region runs from base 6 to 1373 and encodes 455 amino acids. NCBI's taxonomy places the organism in Eukaryota, Metazoa, Chordata, Amphibia, Anura, Dicroglossidae. The transcript is spliced from 9 exons. The record is from RefSeq and is a predicted model, not a curated record.
CUGCAAUGGAGUGCAGGCUGACUCGAACUAUUAUCAUCUGUGUACUUCUAACAGCAGGAAGCUGGUUCUUCGGAGUGGAGGCAUUUAUAAAACUUAAUUGUCAGUAUGAAAAAAUUCAGGAGGGUCAAUGGAUGAAUGCAAGUCUACCUCCACAAAAAGCCUGGCUGGUUGUGGGUAGCAGGCCAGAAGUGUACAAGACUCUAGAAGGACCGACAUUUGUUUUUAAAGAUUCGUCGAUAAAUCUGAUGCCAUUUCUGAAAGCAGAUCUAGAAAAGCUGAAAUGUAAGAUCAAGUCUUAUUUCACAGACAACAUACAGGUGUUAUGGCCUGAUAUUCCUCCCUCUGACAAUACACAGGAUUCUUGGUAUAUUGUCACAACACAACACACCGAUGAGAAGUUUCAGAUGUCAACAUUCUUCACCAUUCUUACCCAGACACCAUCGACAGCAGAGAGAGAUGAUGACAUACAUGAUGCUGUAGCUACAUUUACGACAAGUACCCACACUCCUCAUAUCUAUACCAGACUUAAUGACAACGUAGUUUUGGACUGCGCUUUUACAGUGGAUCACAAGGCUGAAGCUUCGGUUACAUGGCAUUUCCAGGGUUCAGGAAGGCGAAACCUAAAACUUUUGUCUUACAAUGGAUCCACAAAGCAGUUGGAGUAUCACAGAAAAAAUAGUGUGAUGCAGGUGGAGAAAAUACAGAAGGGGAUUGCUUCUCUUAGUGUGACCAAUGUGGCACUGGAAAAUCAAGGACAAUUCACCUGCACUGUAUCCGUGGGAUCUCUCUAUGCUGAACAACAGAUUAACCUUGAAAUCAGAGAAAGCCCAGUUGUGUCUGUAAAUGUAGAAUCGGUGACACUGACAGAGGGAGAAGAACAGAAGUUUGUCUGUGAUGCUUCCAAUUAUUAUCCUCUGAAUGUCAAUAUUGAAUGGCUCCAGGAAGGCCAACAUGGAGGAUUUUUGCCAACUUUAGUGCCAAACCUCAUCUAUAGCAGCCACAAAUACAAUCGUGAUGGUACCUUUAGCCUUUCCGGUUCCUUCCUGUACACAGCGUCCCUGCAGGACAGCGGCUCCACUUUCACCUGCCGCGUGGAACAUGAAAGCCUCAGCAUAUCAAUAAAGAAGAAAGUGACCCUUACAGUUCUAGAGAGAAAUGGCUGGACCUGGACAUUUCUUCAAGUUAUGAUCAUUAUAUUUAUUUUGAUCAUUAUAUGUGGUGUAAUCGCACUGUGGAAAGGCUGUGUAAGCACUUCAAUACGAUACCAGUCUCGUCCAAUCUACAGCAAAGCUUACACAGGAACUAUGGGCUUUCUUCCGAGAAGAAAUGGACAAGGUGUGUUGCUGAAAGUGGAUUCUUUGGAAGAUUACUAG